Molecule: messenger RNA, 2395 nt
Organism: Plutella xylostella (diamondback moth)
Lineage: Eukaryota; Metazoa; Arthropoda; Insecta; Lepidoptera; Plutellidae
Source: RefSeq, a predicted model, not a curated record
AACGUCAAAUCUGUCAUUGAAAAUUUCAACGACCUACAAGUUGGAGAAGGUCGAUUUUGCUAUUCCUGAUAUUUCCGUCCCGAUCACCUGGACGGGUUAGUUUUAGUGAUUUAUUAAACAAAAAUGUUGCGAACGAUCGCUGUACGAAACCAGGUCAUAAACAAUGGCUUGAAGAAAGUUUUACGGACCAAUGUCACGAGAUGCAUGACCACCGAGUUGUGCAGGAAUAAACACCAGAACAAAAUCCUUUCUCCAUCAGUAUGUAAGAAAUCUCUGGCGGCUCCAGAAUGGAGUGUGCAGCUGCGGCACUACUCGAGCCUGCCGUCGCAUCAGAGAGUGAACCUUCCUGCACUCUCCCCGACCAUGGAGAGCGGCUCCAUCGUCAACUGGGCCAAGAAAGAGGGGGACAAGCUUAGCGAAGGUGAUCUGCUCUGCGAGAUUGAGACAGACAAGGCCACCAUGGGCUUCGAGACUCCGGAGGAGGGCUACCUGGCCAAGAUCCUCAUCCCGGCUGGCACCAAGGGAGUCCCUGUCGGCAAGCUGCUCUGCAUCAUUGUGGAGGACCAGGCUGAUGUGGCCGCUUUCAAAGACUUCAAGGAUGAUGGAGCCCCGCCGCCGCCACGAAGCAAGCCCGCUGAUGCACCAGCUGCGGCCGCGCCGGCCCCCGCGGCCCCAGCUGCCGCCCCCGCGCCCGCCGCCGCCCCCCCGCGCCCCGCGGCUGGCGCCCCUGCCCCCGCCGCCGCCGCCGCCCCCGCCGGGGGCCGGGUGCUGGCGAGCCCCAUGGCUAAGAGACUCGCUGAGCUCAAGAAUUUAAGGCUUGGUGGCACGGGCACCGGUCUGUACGGUUCAAUAAAGAGUGGCGACCUCGCAGGCGCCGCCUCGGCCUCCGCCGCCGCCCCCGCGCCCCCCGCGCCCGCCCCCGGCGCCACCUUCGUCGACAUCCCCCUGUCUGGCAUGAGGGAGACCAUAGCCAAGCGACUGUCGGCCGCCAAGCAGACCAUUCCUCACUAUCAGCUGUCGGUUACGGUUAAUGUUGAGAAGACCUUGGCUAUGAGGAAAAGGGUCAAUGAGAAGCUGGGCAAGAGCGAUGUUAAGGUGUCAGUGAACGACUUCAUAGUGAAAGCGAUCGCGUCAGCGUGCAAGCGGGUGCCCACCGUCAACUCUCACUGGAUGGAUACCUACAUUAGGCAAUUCUCCAACGUGGACGUGAGCGUAGCAGUGGCGACCCCUAGCGGGCUCAUCACGCCGAUCGUGUUCAACGCGGACUCGCGCGGCGUCGUCGACAUCUCCAAGACGGUGAAGGAGCUCGCCCAGAGAGCCAAGGACGGGAAGCUGCAGCCACAGGAGUACCAGGGGGGCACGGUCACCGUGUCGAAUCUUGGCAUGUAUGGCAUCACGAUGUUCAAUGCCAUCAUCAACCCGCCUCAGUCGCUGAUCCUGGCCUGUGGAGGUCUGCAGGAGCAAAUUAUCGCCGACGAAAGUGCACCUAACGGAUUCAGAAAAGCGCAGUUCAUAACAUUCACGGCAUCGGCGGACCACCGAGUGAUCGACGGCGCCGUGGGCGCGCAGUGGAUGGCGGCCUUCAGAGACAACCUAGAGGACCCCGCCAACAUCAUCCUCUGAAUAAGGACUCGCGCCUCAUCGCAAUUUGUAUAACUGGAGGGCUAAUUUACGUACAAAUGUUUGUAAGGACCGAUUUCCGAACGGUUCAGUCUCGUUUUAUGAAAGUGUUUUUUUUUUGUAAGCCUAUUGAGAUGUUGAAUCGUUUUAAUAUUGUCUUCGUUUCUAGAAUGCAUUUCAACAGUACACUGCCGCCGGCCAAUUAACAAAUUGUUAUGAGAAUUUAUCAUGAGUAAAACACUUGUGUCCUUCAUUAGCAUGGAACGGAAAUUAGUGUUUUUUAAAUAUAAUUUUUAGAUGUGAUAUUUGCAAUUUAUAUGUAUUUACUGAAUGCGGUAUUCAGUGUGACUUGUGAGAGCUUUGUCUGUAUUUUGUACAUUUAACGUAACAAUCAUGGGGUAUGAAAACGAAAUGUUAAUUUCCGUAGUUAAUUGAAGGACAUUUGCUUGUUAUUAUUGAUACAUCAUUAUUUAUUUAGUGUAAAUGUUAUAUUAUAAACUUCCGAGGAGACUAGCAUAUUUUGAAAUUGAUUCAAAUGUCCGGAGAUUAAAAAGUAUGCGUUUUUUGGUUGUAAAAACGCAUGUUUUUUUUUGUAUAUUUGUAUAGUUUUAGUAGACGAAUAUUAAAGUUAUGUAAAUUGGAUUAGAGAUCUAUCAUUUUGUGAUCCGAUACUUCGUUUAUUUCCGUUUCCGUGGUCGGAGUUAGUCAUGUUGAAUGCCGCUGUUAAAUGUUUAUGGACGCCAGUGAAAUGAAUAUAUUUUAAUUAUUUAUUACA